AUGGUUUUUGCUAUUUUGCGACCAGUGUUCGGUGCGGUAGCUGUUAGUUCAACAUCAACAUCGUGAAGCUCGAAUUGCAGUGGGGUGCGAUAAUUACAAAUUAAAUUUUGAUUCUGAUUUCACACGUGGUGUCCGGAGAAUGAAAAACUGUCAAGUUCAAGAUAAACAUCAAGCGUAUAAACCGACAAAUCCAACAAAAGAGACCGGAGAAAACAAUUCUGUUCAAUAUCUUAACUAUGGCGAGGAGGAUCAAAUGGAGAUUCAAGGAUUCAUCUACAGUAACCUGAAAUCCAAAUUGUGUAUAUUUUUUUAUAUACUGACGUUAGGUACUUUGAGAUUGUUUUUUCACUGGUAUCCACAUUUACAUAUAAAAUCAACGCACACCAGAAGUGACCUUAAAACUGCAGAUAAGGUUUUAGUUACGGAUAUUUAUAGAAAAUACAAAUCAUACUUUGUUAAGGAUAUUAAAACGAUCCAGGCCAGCUCUCUAAGCAGUACUGGUAAACAAAAUGAAGAUAAUAUCUUGGAAUGCAAUACAUGCGACGGCAAACAAAAAAGACUAUAUCAAGCCCGAAUUAUCAAAUGUAAGAAACUUUUGUAUAUAUGGGACGAUGAUACCAAGAGUUUUGUCAAGUUAGCUGGAUUUGACAAAGGUAUUACAAGAUCCAAAUUACAUUCUUUUAAAGGACAAACAGAGGACAAGCAAGUUACAAAGAGAAUUUUGUAUGGAAAUAACGAAAUAUCAGUCCCAGUGCAAACAGUAAUGACUUUGAUCCUUUUAGAAGCUCUCACGCCAUUUUAUAUGUUCCAAUUGUUCAGCUUGAUCGUAUGGUUGGCUGAAAGCUACUUCUAUUACACCAUUGCCAUAAUAAUAAUGUCAUUUGUUGGUAUUUCGACAUCAGUACUUCAAACGAGAAAGAAUCAAGAAAAUUUAAGAGGCACUGUAAAUUAUGUAGAUAGAGCUAUAGUGUGUAGAGGCGAUGAGAUUUAUGAAGAAGUACCAACGACAGAAUUGGUACCAGGAGAUUUAGUUAUUAUACCACCAGAAGGAUGUGAAAUGCAAUGUGAUGCAGUUUUAUUAACUGGAACUUGUGUUGUCAACGAGAGUAUGUUAACAGGAGAAUCUGUACCUAUAACUAAAACACCUUUACCAGAGGACAACUUUCGUUUUCAAUUAAAUGAAAACGUAAAUCAUACUCUCUUUUGUGGAACAAAGAUCAUUCAAACUAAGAGUAAAGAGAAUGAAAGAGUGUUCGCAGUAGUCAUCAGGACUGGCUAUUUGACGACCAAAGGAGAACUAGUAAGGAGUAUAUUAUAUCCACCACCAGCAGAUUUUAAAUUUGAAACGGACAGUUACAAAUUUAUAGGAAUCUUAUUUUUAAUUGCAAUAUUAGGUGUAAUAUACACAAUUGUAUCGAAGAGUACAAGACAAAUAAAAGCAGUGGAAAUCCUAAUAAAAGCCUUGGACAUAUUCACCAUAGCUGUCCCACCGGCACUGCCAGCGGCCAUGACUGUUGGAAAAUUGUAUGCAUUGAAUCGAUUAAAAAACAAACAAAUAUUCUGUAUAAAUUCGAGGGUUAUAAACGUAUCAGGAUCUGUUGAUUGUAUAUGUUUUGACAAGACUGGCACAUUAACAGAAGACGAACUGGAUAUGUGGGGAAUAGUACCUGUAAAUAGUAAUGGAGUUAAAACUUCUUUAAAGGAUGUUCAAGCACUACCCUCCACAUCUGAUCUUUUCAGAGGUAUGGCUACCUGCCACUCACUGUCGAUAAUCCAUGGCAUAUUAGGAGGAGAUCCUCUGGAUAUAAAGAUGUUCGAAUCAACAGGUUGGAUACUGUAUGAUUCCAUAGAUAGAACAAAACAUCACCAUAUUACUGUAAGGCCAAAUUUAGAUGUUGGUGUUGAUAAUAUUCCAGAGAUAAAUAUAGUUAAGCAAUUCCAAUUUUCUUCGCAUCUUCAACGUAUGAGUGUAAUAGUUCGCUGUUCCGAUACAGGCCAUUUUACAGCUUUCUGUAAAGGUUCCCCAGAAAUGAUUAUGGCCUUAUCCAAGCCUUCUUCGAUGCCAAGCAAUUUAAUAUCCAAAGUGCACGAAUACACUGUGCAAGGAUAUAGAGUGAUUGCUUUGAGCAAGAAAUGUUUAGACAGUACUAGAGAGGAAGAGGUGAUUAAGCUGCUAAGAGAAGACGUUGAAUGUGAUCUAGAGUUCUGUGGCUUGAUUAUUUUGGAAAAUAAGUUGAAACCUCAGACUGCGGGGAUUAUUAAUAUGUUAAAUGAAGCCAAUUUAAAAGUUGUUAUGAUAACUGGAGAUAAUUUACAAACUGGAGUUCAUAUAGCAAAAGAAUGUGGGAUGGUUAAACCGAAUCACAACAUUAUUGAAGUUUCUGCUGAAGAACCUACAGAAUGUAGUAUAGCAUCUAUUAGCUAUAAAAUUAUUAGUCAAGCUAUCAUGAUGGUUAAAUAUGAUAAUCACUUUGACAUCGAAAAAAAUCUAAGAAAAGAUUAUGUUUUCGCCGUAACAGGAAAAUCGUGGGCAAAUAUAGUAAAAUACUUUCCACAAUUGGUUCCCAAGAUAGUCACGAAAGGGGUCAUUUUUGCAAGAAUGUCUGGAAUGCAGAAACAGCAUCUCGUUGAGGAAUUUAAAAAUUUAGGAUAUUAUGUUGCUAUGUGCGGGGAUGGAGCGAACGACUGUGGAGCUCUCAAAGCUGCACAUGUUGGUAUAUCCCUAUCAGAAGCCGAAUCUAGCGUCGCAUCUCCUUUCACUUCGAAAAUACAGGACAUAUCCUGCGUGCCUCAAGUCAUCAAAGAAGGAAGAGCAGCUUUAAUAACAUCCUUCGGAAUUUUCAAAAUUAUGUUAUGCUAUAGCCUCAUAGAAUUCAGCACUGUAAUGAUCUUAUACAACAUAGAUGGCAACAUGACAUCUUUUCAAUUUCUCUUCAUAGACAUUUGCCUCAUUUUGAAUUUUGCGUCAUUCUUCGGAAUGACCAAAGCGCAUGAAACUUUGGACAAAGUUCCUCCAGCUAAUUCAUUAAUGGGAUUCAUACCAAUAUUAUCCAUGAGCUUCUACUUAAUAUUAAGUGUCUUCUUCCAAUUAGUGGGUUAUUAUUGGAUUCAAACAUACGACUGGUUUAAACCUUUUGUUUAUAAUCACAAAGAUGACACAUUCUUGAUAUCAUACGAAAACUUUGCUGUCUACCACGUUUCAGUAUUUCAAUACAUAACAAUGUGUAUAGUUUUCUCAAAAGGUAAACCCUACAGGAAACCUUUAUAUACAAACAUACCCUUCACUUUAUCGUUAAUAUUAACCACUGUAUUAUGUGUCUGGAUUGCAUUACAUCCUACAGAUUGGGUAAAUAAGAUCAUGGAACUCAUAGUAACACCUAUGGAAGGUAGGUAUGCUGUGAUUAUCAUAGCAGUAAUCAAUUUCCUUGUGUGUAUGAUCUUUGAGGAUAUAAUAGUAGACUACUUUGUAAGUAAAAUUAUAGCUCCUAGAUUUAGAAACAUCGAUAAGUCCAAUAAACAGUAUUUAAAGGUUGCAAAAGAUCUCAACUCAGAUAUAAAUUGGCCGAGCAUAAGUGAUAAAGAAACUGUGAUUUUAAAUGAUUUUUCCAGGGAUGGAAUUUUGAACGGGGUUGUAAAUAAUGGGUAUAUUGAUCAUGAAAAUAGUGUCAUUACAAAAUGUUAAAAUAUGAUCAAACAUGUAUACUAUGUAUAUUUGUCAAUUAGUACCUAUAUUUUAACUUUUUACUAGUUAUAAGCCUAUAGGGUAAUCCCAGUUUUUAGUACAUAAUCAUGAAGUAAUUUCUUCAUCUUCAUGAAGUAUCAGUUCCUUUGUGUAAGUUUAUAAUUUUUUUUGUAGAAUAUUAUUAAGAGCAUUUUUUUUCCUAAAUAACGCCUUAUGUAAAAACCAAUAUGUUUAUUUGAAAGACAUGUAUUUUAUACAUAUUUUGUAUAAUAGGUAAAUAAUGUAGAAAUGUGAAAUAUAGUGAUAUUUUUAAUUGUG
Messenger RNA from Diabrotica virgifera virgifera (western corn rootworm), 4000 nucleotides. Its product is annotated as polyamine-transporting ATPase 13A3-like. The record is from RefSeq and is a predicted model, not a curated record. Gene Ontology annotation, molecular function: polyamine transmembrane transporter activity; ATP binding; ATP hydrolysis activity. Gene Ontology annotation, cellular component: membrane. The transcript is spliced from 17 exons. NCBI's taxonomy places the organism in Eukaryota, Metazoa, Arthropoda, Insecta, Coleoptera, Chrysomelidae. Bases 140 to 3682 code for a protein of 1180 amino acids. Gene Ontology annotation, biological process: intracellular calcium ion homeostasis; polyamine transmembrane transport.